Messenger RNA from Helianthus annuus (common sunflower), 477 nucleotides. RefSeq lists its product as uncharacterized. Lineage: Eukaryota; Viridiplantae; Streptophyta; Magnoliopsida; Asterales; Asteraceae. The record is from RefSeq and is a predicted model, not a curated record. The transcript has a single exon. Bases 1 to 477 code for a protein of 158 amino acids.
AUGAUAGUGUAUGGGAAAUCAUGCCAUUUGCUGGUAGAAUUAGAGCAUCAGGCUCUUUGGGCGCUUAAAACCGUUUGUUUAGAUUUAACCGAGGCCGCUAGAAAAAGAUUCUUCCAGAUUCAUGAAUUGAAAGCUCUUCGUGAUGCCGCAUAUGACCGAUCUUGGAGUAUUAAGGAAAAGUCAAAAGCUUUACAUGAUAGGAAGUUGCGAAAGUUGAAGGAGUUUCGAGCGGGUGAUAACGUGCUUUUAUUUAUCUCGAGAUUGAAGUUAAUCGCCGGGAAGUUCAAGUCGAGAUGGUCCAGACCAUAUGUCGUGAAGGAGGUUUCCCCGUACGGUACCGUGGAGUUGUUUAAUGAAGAUACCAAGAAUUCGUGGAAAGUAAAUGGACAUCGUUUGAAACACUACCUAGGGGGUCCCAUCGACACCGCCGAAGAGGAAGACGUUCCUCUUGCGCACCCGCCUAGCACCGCCGCAUAA